GGUGAGAGUCUUCGAAAAUGGAUACAUAUAAAAUGAGGUGAAGAGCUGUCAACGGUCAGUCGGUGCUCAAAAAUUGGUCAAACCUGAAUCGGAGGAAAAAGACAACAACCACAAAAUGAAAAUCAAACAAAGUGGAGUGUCUUACCUUAGCGGUACCAAAUACGAUAAAAUGGAGAAAAUUUGGUCAGGACCCAAGUCUAAGGAAAUCUAUAGCCGUGACAUGACUGUGGGCGAGGCCAUAGUCUUGCAGCUGCGUAAGACACCACAAAGAGUGAUACAAAUUUUGGAAUCAACCGGAGAAUCUCUGACAGCUCAAGAGUUUUUGGACCACAGUAUGGCAUUGGCCAAGAAUAUGCUGGAAAUGGGCAUAGUGGCGGGUGAUAUUGUGGGUGGUUAUGCCAAAAUGUCGUUGCAUUUGGGCACCGUUAUGUUGGCUUCAUUCCUGUGUGGUACCCCAGUGCAUGGGGUGUUCCAGAGUUUUGAAAAAGACAUCAUCGCAAACAUCUAUGCAACCACCCGCCCCAAGAUAAUCUUCUGUGAUGCUGAAAAUUACAAGAAUGCCCUGUAUGUCGUGCAAAAGUUACAGUUGGAUGCCAAAAUUAUUUUGAUGACCGGCAGCACAGAGGGUGUUUUAAACAUCAAGGAUUUGGUAAAGAAACGUGAGGACGUUGAUGACCUAUCAAUUUUCCCCUGCACAAAAAUGACCAGUUCUGAUACAGCAGCCAUAUUGAGUUCAUCGGGUACAACUGGUACACCCAAAGGCAUUUUGUGUUCCCAUCAUGCCAUGCUCCACAAUGUUCCCUAUCUCAACGCCACCAUGGAUUCGGUGCUAAUGUGUUUCAGUUCAAUGUUUUGGGCUACUGGCGUAACACACUUCGUGCAGGGUUUACUGUACUCGGCACUGCGCAUUGUUCCCGAUCGGCCGUAUCGACCAGAAUAUUUUCUUGAUGUCAUCAAACGUUACAAGGUAACACAUUGUUUUGCCACCAGUGCUCAAAUAGCCGACUGGGUAAUGAAUAUUAACGAAGAUGUUAUACGUACUGCCCUGCGGUCCAUUGACACUCUAAUGACAGGUGGUUCUGCAGUUCCACAACCCAUCCAAGAUAAAAUAAUAGACAUACUCAGCAACAAUACCAAACGCCCCGGGUUCGUUAUGAUUUAUGGUUCAUCAGAGAUUUUCCUGGGCUGUAGCAUCAAUGGUGGUUAUCCCUACGAAUCCAAAGCUAAGACUGUGGGCAAACUCUGGCUCAACCGUGAGGUGUGUAUUGUCGAUGAAAAUGGCAAGCGUCUGGGCCCCAAUGAAACGGGAGAAAUUUAUGUUCACACACCCAACAUAUGGAUGGGUUAUUAUGAGAAUCCAAAGGCCACAGCCCAGGCAAAGGACGGGAAAUGGAUAAGGACUGGCGAUUUGGGUUGCUUCGAUGAAGAGGGUUUCCUUCAUUUGAUGGGACGUUCCAAGGAGAUGAUCAAAUGGAUUAGUUUCCAAAUAUCUCCCCAAGCCAUUGAGGAGUUGUUGGAGCCUCUACCAGGAGUGGCAGAGGUAUGUGUGUUUGGUGUACCAGAUCUGGCGGCAGGCAGUUUGGUGGCAUGCGGUAUUGUGAGAACUCCAGAUAAAGAAGGUGAUCUUCUCACUGAGGAAAUGGUAAAUGAAUAUCUUGAAUCCAAAAUGGAUGGUUUAUAUCUGUUGCGUGGUGGUGUUUAUUUCAUCGAUGCCCUGCCACGAACAGACACCGGCAAAGUGCAGCGUCUGAAAAUGUUACAACUUAUUGAAGAAGAAAUCGAUAGAUAAUAAUUUGGAAUACUUUUUAAUUUAUUAGGUUAUAUAUUUUAGAAUGUAUGUAUUUAAUAUAAGUAAUUUAAGUAUAUGUCUAAACAAAUGAAUCUUAAUAAAGUAAUUAUCUUGUCAGGAAAA
Molecule: messenger RNA, 1912 nt
Organism: Musca domestica (house fly)
Lineage: Eukaryota; Metazoa; Arthropoda; Insecta; Diptera; Muscidae
Exons: 3
Coding region: 116-1789 (557 amino acids)
Biological process (GO): long-chain fatty acid metabolic process; fatty-acyl-CoA biosynthetic process
Molecular function (GO): long-chain fatty acid-CoA ligase activity
Source: RefSeq, a predicted model, not a curated record